This is a messenger RNA of Darwinula stevensoni, 2589 nucleotides long. The record is from the annotation of a GenBank genome assembly. Lineage: Eukaryota; Metazoa; Arthropoda; Ostracoda; Podocopida; Darwinulidae.
AUGACGAAUAUGUACACCAUCCUCACGAUGUGCGCUCAGAACAUAGGUCAGCUUGGAGGAGACGAUGAUGGAGGGGACAAAGACAAAGACGAGGAAGCGGAAAGGGAGCGAUUGGAGGCCAUCAGGGAAGCCGAGGAGAGACGGAAAGACAAGCAUCGAAAGAUGGAGGAAGAGAGGGAAAAGAUGCGACAAGACAUCAGGGACAAGUAUAACCUGAAGAAGCCGGAGGAGCCAAAGGAACCUGACCCGACACCAGACAAUCCUUUGAACAGGAAAAAGAAAACGCCUGAGGAAUUAGCUCGUGAAGCAGAGCUCGAGGACGAGGACGAAUUGACGAAGUUGAAGCACACACUGGAGACGCAAGUGAACGAGAUCAGACAGCAGAUAGAGGGAAAGUGUGCAUUGCAGUGACAGGCCGUCUCAAUCUCGUAGCUGCAACUAUGCAAACCAAGUCAAGCAAAACUAGGGAGGGAGCAAGGAGUGAAAGGGACAAGAAGAGACGCCUGAUAAUGACUCGUUAUUAGACUCGUUUUUGAGUGUAUACAUGCAGUGGGCUAUAUAUGGUUCAGUUAGUGGAUGGAGGGACAGUCUCCACCACCAAAUGAGAGACUCUUUCCAAAGCCAUAAUAUUGUGAUAGUCGUCAGUGAUCCAUACUUUAUAUUUUUUAUGUUGUCGGCGAGAGAAAACGCUUGCUUUGCAUCUUGUCGGGUUUUUCAUCAAGGACGGCACGAGACGGGCCCGAUCCAUCGCGGAUCCAGGACCCUUCCCUUUUUCCCUUCGGUUUGUGAGGUGUAGGAGAUGGCAUGCCCCUCCCCCUCCUUCUUCGGCCCCCUGCAAGGGGUGUGUUUCUACAGGGGUGACGGGAAGUCCCAGUCCCUGGGCGCUUCCCCGGUCGUCUGGGUGUGUCUAUAGUCUCUCAGUCUAGAUGCAAUCGUCUUUCAUUCUUGCAAGGGAUCCUCUCUCGUCUCGUUAGCCUAGACACGGCUGGUUCUCGUUGUUAUCUUCAAACAAAAAAUGUUACACUCUCAUUCUCAGAGGGACCUCGCUCGUUAGCUUCUGCUUUCUCUCUCUAUCUCUCCCCUCUCUCUCUUCGAAAAGCCUCUUUCCUACAACACCUUUUCUCCCUCGAACGCCUUCUUAGAGCUUCCUCUAAAGAAUAAGGAAAUAAAAAGCUCUCUGUCGCGAAGCGAGUCGGCUGUUACAACGGGAAUCCUGGUCGUUAUUAAAACCAUUGUUUCUCUUGUUCUUCGCACGCCUCUGCUGUAUAUAUAUAUUGAUGGACUUUAUUGGUUAGCCUGUUGAAAAUGGACAGUUUCUACUGGAAGUCGUCGUUGAAUUUAGUCAAUAUGCUACUCGUUUUAGCGAUAGAAGAGAAAGGAAGGAAAGAACGUGAAUUUCGCUACGCCUGUUUCAAGAAAAAGUUCGCAGGUUUCUUCGUUUCUUAUCUGUGCUGCCUAAGUGAGAAUAUAGAGCAGCGAAGCGCUGGGAUUUCUUAUGAUGUCGUGUCUUCGUAGAUGUACACGUAACGGGGCAUUCGCACAUGGCAAAAAAAAAACUACGCUUCUGAUGCAUCCUCUUUAUCUUCAUCUGUAUCUCGACAUCUCCGUCUUUUUCACUUCUCGGCCAAGAAGCAUAAAUAAGGUCAAAGGAAAGUCUGCUCGUAUCUUCGCCAUAUAUAUUUGUGGGUUUUCUUUCUCCCCGCCGUUGCUGGACAUCAACGAAAAACAAAAUGGAUUAGCUUUUCCCGGUGACAGCAUGUACCCCCAAUAUCAUAUUCCUGUUCCAUUCCUCUGCUUUCAUAUUCCUUCCCUUUUCAGAAAAAAAUGAAAACAAAAAGGCAUUGGUUGAUUUCAACUUUAUGUUCAGUCACAGUUCAGUCGAGGGUCAGUUGACGUCCUGGUUAUAGUCAUGUUCAUGGUUCCACUAUCGUCGACGGAUUUGGAAAUUUGUGUUCAAACUGUAAUUCUUCGAUGUCUCGUCGACCAUAAUAGAGACAAUGUUCAACAUGUGGAACAUUUCAGAGACGUUUCCUAUCUGGUCGCCGUUGACUUCGGUUGAGGUUACAAGAGGGCACACUGGAUGGGGAAUCUCAACCUUCUGAGGUUUGGAUUCUUCAUUCAAGACAGUUCAUUCGCAAUGCCUCGAUGGUCAGAGGUGCGAACCACGUGGGAGCGAGUAGGGACUCCCUGUCGAACAUACUCGUAGAAGAACCAUGACUGGAAUAAGGAUUUCAAAAUCGCAGUUUCAGCUCGGUCCAGCCGUUGUCUCUGUUACCAGAAGUUACCUACGACUGGGGCAAUGGAACGAUCGCAGUUGAACCUAAACUGGACAGCCUCUGAACAUGAAGUUUAAACAAACCAUUUCUUUUUCUCUCUGUCUCUGUCUAUCUCUCCUCCUGUCAUUCCUUCCUUCACUCUGCCUUUCCUAUUGGGACUAUCGAACCAGUGUUGUGCUGAAUACAUGGUGACUAUAUUGUACAUUGAGUGUUACUGUUGACUACUACAUCGGGGACUGUGCAACAUUUCUUAGUCCGGAGCGGAAUUCACAGGGCAGCACUAUGUAAACGGAAUAAACAACUUUUACUACAC